AUGGCGGAUCCCACCUCCCCAUCCCUCAUCUCCAUGCGCGAGCUGGACCCGUCACCGGUCGCAUCUCCCCUCUCACCGCAAUCACCGUCCUCGCCAUCAGUGGAGAAAGCAAACGCAGAGGACUCUUCCUUCCCAUACUUCAACGAUAAUCCACCCCACCCCCCUAAACCCACCUCUGCCUCCACCUCCACAACCCUCGGCCUCCACCCGCACACCCUAACCCGCACCCUGCUCGCCCUGCAGAAAUACUCCACCUACCCCUUCGCCCUCUUCCUGACCUUCCACAUCACCAACACCUCGCUCCUCCCCCUCGUCACGCGCAACCUCCAUACCGCAGACACCUACCUCCUCCUCACGCGGCCGUACUACCAAUCCCAGCUGCUCGAACCCGCCCUCCUCCUUGCCCCGCUGGCACAACGCACAUCCUCUCCGGCAUAUCCACCGCCGCCGCCUCGGCAUCAGACGCCACGGCGCCGAAUCCCGCGACGAGCGCCGCAGGGUGCCCUGGCCGAAACUCUCGGCUCAGUCUGUAUUGGGCUAUCUAUUUGUCCCGCUGGUGGCGGGGCACAGUUUCGUGAAUAG
Messenger RNA from Endocarpon pusillum Z07020, 582 nucleotides. RefSeq lists its product as uncharacterized. Lineage: Eukaryota; Fungi; Ascomycota; Eurotiomycetes; Verrucariales; Verrucariaceae. The coding region runs from base 1 to 582 and encodes 193 amino acids. The record is from RefSeq and is a predicted model, not a curated record. Gene Ontology annotation, biological process: mitochondrion organization; lipid homeostasis. The transcript has a single exon. Gene Ontology annotation, cellular component: mitochondrial outer membrane.